Messenger RNA from Leptopilina boulardi, 3040 nucleotides. It is a transcript of the gene hook, whose product is annotated as protein Hook homolog 3. The transcript is spliced from 3 exons. Gene Ontology annotation, cellular component: centrosome; cytoplasm. The record is from RefSeq and is a predicted model, not a curated record. The coding region runs from base 330 to 2447 and encodes 705 amino acids. Lineage: Eukaryota; Metazoa; Arthropoda; Insecta; Hymenoptera; Figitidae. Gene Ontology annotation, molecular function: dynein light intermediate chain binding; microtubule binding. Gene Ontology annotation, biological process: cytoskeleton-dependent intracellular transport; cytoplasmic microtubule organization.
GUGAAAAGAAAUUCUUGACAUUUGUGCACAUUUGUGUGACAGUUGGAAAAAAAUGACGAUAUAAUCGUCAAACAAUAGUUUAUUAUUAAGCAAUGACAAUUGCUUAAUGGAAAUCGGUUAUUUAACCGAGUUUAUUUUAUUUUCUUACAACGAUAAGAAAAUUGUGUAAAGUGAAAAAAAGAAAAAGUUUUUACAUAAAGCUACGAUCUGUUUUAACAUUUAACAAUUUUUAACGCAUUUAGUGUCAAGUAUAAAAUGUCAGAAAGAAAAGGUUAUAAAAAACAUUGAUGUCUAAUAUUUAAAAAUCAAGAUACAAAAAAACGAGCAAAAUGUGUGAUCAACAAUUAGGAAGUUUAAUAAAAUGGUUAGAUACUUUCGAUUUGGAAGUGGCUCACUCGAUACCAGAGGAAAUAAAUGAUGGAGUUGCUCUUGCCGAGGCUCUAUCUCAAAUUGCUCCAGAAUGGUUUACUGCUGGUUGGCGAGCGAAAAUUAAAACUGAUGUUGGUACUAAUUGGCGUUUAAAAGUUAGUAAUCUCAAGAAAAUCGUCGAAGCUGUCACUGAAUAUUAUGUGGAAUGUUUAAAUCAACAACUCACUAGUUAUGUGAAACCAGAUGCGACAAAAAUUGGCGAACAAUGUGACAUGAAAGAAUUACGACGUCUUUUACAAUUGAUUCUCGGCUGUGCUGUUAAUUGUAAUCAGAAGCAACAUUAUAUUACUCGAAUUAUGGGUUUAGAGGAAAUUGUUCAACAAGUUAUAAUGCAAAGUAUUCAAGAAUUGGAGGAAAGUAUGCAUGGACCACGUUUAAGUCUCGGUGCAAGUUUAAAUUUUGAAACAUUCGACGUAGGCGAUGGGACACAACAAAGAUUAUUGGCUGAACUUCAAAUCGCUGUGGAUUCAAGGGAUCAACUAGCACAAAGAUGUCACGAAUUAGAUCAACAGUUAUCAUUGUUACAAGAAGAAAAGGUGACAUUGUGUACUGAAAACAAGAAAAUGCAAGAAAGACUCGAUGAACUUGAAAGUCCCGGAGAAAUGGGUGCGAGUUUAAAAUAUUCUAGUUUACGAAAACAAGUCGAGGCUCUCAAAGACGAGAUGUUUAAAAUGGAAACGUCAAAAGACGAUUACCGAUUGAAAAUGGAAUUGUUGGAGAAAGAAGUCUUGGAAUUUCAAUCAAAGCAAGAAGAUUUACAAAAGGCGGCAGAUGAAGCGAAUCAUUUAAAAGACGAAGUGGACGUGUUAAAAGAAACAGCAGAUAAAGUAUCGAAAUAUGAGCAAACAAUCGAGUCGUACAAGAAAAAAAUGGAGGAUUUAAGUGAUUUACGAAGACAAGUAAAAAUUCUCGAAGAGAAAAAUAUGGAGAAUCUUCAGUCAAAAAUUGAUUACGAAGAGGAAGUGAAACGAAAUACAAUGUUAAAGAAUCAUUUGGAUAUGUGUAAACAACAAUUGGCAGAAGUACAUCGAAAAUUGGAUGAACACAGUAAUAAAUCUGAUAAAUUGGAAUUUGAGGUGAGAAAAAUGGAUGCUAAACUCAAUACAGUUCAACGUGAACGUGACCGAUUAAUCCUGGAACGUGAUGCACUCAAGGAAACUAAUGAAGAAUUAAGAUGUACACAAUUAAAUGCAACGGAAAAUCGUGGACAUUUAAGUGGUAAUGAUACCAUUUCAAAUGCAGAGGGUGUUCCACUUGAAUUUAAGGAGAAACUUUUACUUCUUCAACAUGAGAAUAAAAUGCUUAAACUAAAUCAAAAAGGUACAGAGGAAAAAUUACCCACUGUUCAGGCAUUGUUGGAAGAUUCUGAGGAACGAGUGAAUACACUUAGAAAUCAGAAUCGAAAGGCAAAUCAACGAUUAAUUGAAUUGGAAAAUAAAUUAGAAGAAUUAACAGAAUGUCAAGCUAGUGGAGAAAUGAAAAAUGACAAUUCGCUUUGGCAGCAAAAAGUAAAUCAAUUGACGGAAGAUUUAAGAAAAACUCUUGCUGAACGUGAGCGUUUGAUAUUGCAGAUGGAGGAACGUGAAAGUGCUUCACAAACACAAAAACAAAAGGUGUUCACUCUUCAGGAAAGUUUGACGCACAAAGAAGAGGAACUUGCUGCAUUGGAGGAGCGCUACAAAAAGUACAUUGAAAAAGCAAAAAGUGUAAUCAAGAGUUUGGAUCCAAAACAGGGUAAUUCUUCGCCUUCGGAAGUGACAAUAUUGAGAAAUCAAGUCAUGGAAAAACGAAAGAUAAUCGAGGAAAUGGAACGUUCAUCCAAAGAGAGCAAAUUGCUCAAAGAAAACGAGGAGAAACUAAUGUUAUCAGCAUUUUAUCGUUUGAGUUUAGCCUGUCAUCGGGAGGCUGUUGAUCAACGUUUGGCAGCUCUUGGUCAAGGUCAAGGUCAGUCUUUCCUCGCGAGACAAAGGCAACCGUCUUCGAGGCGAGCUGGAAAUUCAGCCUACAAUUCUAAAUAAUUGAAAGUCUCUUUAUGAAAAUGACUUCAAUUUUUCUCUGGAUUCUUUUUUGUUAGAUUAAAAUUUUUGUUUUGAUUAUUGUAAUCAUGAUCUUGCCUUUUUCUGAAAAAUUAGGAAUUUUACUAAGUAAUAACUUCCGCACUUAUUUUAACGAUAAGUCUAAAAGUCUUUUUAAAGCGAAAUUAUUUUCGCUCAAUUAUUUUUAAAAUAUUUUUUUCAAAUGUAUAUUUUAUGAUACAUUGUUUAAUUUUAAUUUUACGAUUAAGUUACCUAUAUAAAUUGAAAAAAAAACGAUUAACUUUUGAAAUAGAUAUGUUAACUUUUUUUCUGUUUAUUCAUGUACAACGAAAUUUUUUUAAACAUGUUUUGUAAUUGUUAAUGAAACAAGAUUAAUCGACAAUAUUUGAAAUUUUUAAAAACCAUGACUCAAGUAUUUAAAAUAUUAAUAACUAUACCUUAUUAUAUUGACGGAAUUUUAUUUUUAAUUAAUAAUAAUUUUUAAAAAACAUCUAAUUAAUGAAUAAUGUUAAGUAAAACGAUUACCAAUUACUUUAAGAAAUUUAUAAGUUGACAGUGAAUUUUAUAAUAUUAUA